AUGGCUAGCGAAAAUCCUAUCAACCUCAAGUGUGAUAUUUAUAACGAUCCGGAUGGAAAAACUUUCACGGUUUCACCUUGUAAAGAAGAUAAGGUUUACGUGGUUAAAUUUGCUAUCGGGGCUCUAUUGGCGAAUCAAG
Molecule: messenger RNA, 139 nt
Organism: Ambispora gerdemannii
Lineage: Eukaryota; Fungi; Glomeromycota; Glomeromycetes; Archaeosporales; Ambisporaceae
Source: the annotation of a GenBank genome assembly